AUGUCGGACUUAUCGCACUCAUGCUCGGUGUGUCGCAAGACCUUCUCGACAAAGGGCCAUCUCCGGCGCCAUGAAUCUAGUCACACCCAACCUGCCGUACACUGUCAUUUCUGCGGCAGGGCGUUUACAAGAAAGGACGUCCUGCAUCGACACUACAAAACCUGUCCAAAAGCCAGAAACGAGGACAUACCCAGUCGCAAACCACCCGGGCGACUGCGCAAAGCGUGCGAUCGGUGUGCCACACUUCGAGUCGGCUCUGGUGUUGAUACUGAAGAAAACGACUCCGACAAUGCCACGGCACUACCCCUGCUAGAGAGCUUCUCCGCUCCAGAGACCCGCUCUGCUCGCAAUGUAGCCCAUGUUAUAUCCAGGUUUACGGCAUCGGGCUCGCGAGGAAAUAUCUUGGAUCCUGCCCUCCCCAGCUUGGAACUGAAUGGCCCGGAGCUCUCGGCUGGGAACGAGUGGGAUGCGCUGCUUAGUAGUUUCUGGAGUAUUCCCUCGGAGAGUUCGGUGUCUAUAGGGGAGGUCUCUACUAUGACCCUGGAGACGUGCCAGGUCGCGUCUAGGCGACUCAUCGAAUACCUGCAGGUAGAUUCUCAUGGAUUCAGUAUAGACCGGGUGAACACAUUCCUUGCUCCGGCGAAUGUUCAGCAAUGCAUCGCCGCGUACUUUCAAAUUGUGCACCCUCGGGCCCCGAUUAUCUAUUUGCCAGGACUUGACCUGGAAACUGCUUCCAUACCCUUGCUUCUGCCGAUGGUGUUACUCGGUGCGGUUUGCGGCCAGUCAGACGAGCUGGCAGGCCUCGCAGCUGCUUUCUGUGAUGUCGGGGAAGAUUCAGUUUUUGAGAGUGUAACGUUUCAAGAGAUGGUGUACAGUCCACGGAAAACAGAGUAUUCACACGAUAACAUCUCCGACGCAGAGAUCCAGUGUAUCCAGGGCGCAAUGUGCAUGAUUCUGAUUCAAAAGUCUACCACUGAUUUGCGGACGCAGCGGCGCAUUCGAGUCCAGCGGUUUCCGGCUUUGAUAUCUGCUGUGCGUGCGUCGUGUCUUACUGAGGCGCGGCAUCGGAUUACAGGUGAUUGGGAUACGUUUAUUCGAGAGGAAGUAUGCUGUCGACUUAUGAGUUUUAUCUGCGUGCUGGACACUUACUUCGUCAUGUUCUGCAAUCAACCACCAUGUCUCCAGCCCGUUGAGCUGUCCUUCCAACUCCCGAGUGUGUCGAGAACGGUUGAUAUAAUGAGUGACUCGACUAUUCGGGGAUUCGAGAUGCUUCAAGAUCUCCGCCAACCACCAUUGCUAAACGAGCUCAGCCAGCGAAUAUCUAGCAAUAAGUGGCAGUCUGACCCAACUCUCAUGUCGAAUCUUGGAGUUUUCGACGUGUAUAUUCUCGGCUGUGCAUUCCACCCCAUCGUGUUCAACUACCACUCUAAUAAUACCUACAUGGCAAAUAUGCUCCCAACCCUCGAAGCUACUCUCAGCCGAUGGGAAGCCCUUUGGGAGAAACUAUGUAGUUCCCAUUGGAGCUCUGAUGAAAUGGCCCGUGCGGAUAUUAUGAUGUAUGCCCCGGAGAUUGUUUCUCUGGCUAGGGCGUACCUGUAUAUACCUAUAUCCAAGCGGGGCGUUAUCGCGAGGGACUUUACGCUUGAUCUGCGGCGAAUACUGAAAGGGGGAGAGAAGCCAUCAUAG
Aspergillus versicolor CBS 583.65 is the source of this 1686-nucleotide messenger RNA. Its product is annotated as C2H2-type zinc finger protein. Gene Ontology annotation, biological process: regulation of transcription by RNA polymerase II; DNA-templated transcription. Gene Ontology annotation, molecular function: DNA-binding transcription factor activity, RNA polymerase II-specific; zinc ion binding; RNA polymerase II cis-regulatory region sequence-specific DNA binding. Gene Ontology annotation, cellular component: chromatin. The transcript is spliced from 6 exons. The record is from RefSeq and is a predicted model, not a curated record. Bases 1 to 1686 code for a protein of 561 amino acids. NCBI's taxonomy places the organism in Eukaryota, Fungi, Ascomycota, Eurotiomycetes, Eurotiales, Aspergillaceae.